CGCGAGAAUUUUUUUUCCACUGGAAAUGGCGCUUGCUCUGAAGCUGAAGCUCUGACAUCAAGAGCUACUCUUCGCUAUCAGAGACCGUGUUGUUUGUCCAGGACGUGAAGACAUUUGAGGUGAAGCUCCGGGUGUUCGCGGACUAUGACCGGUACCCGGUGGACUCUCCGGACCGUAAAGAAGCUCCUAAUUCAGUCCGACUCCGGCGUCAACAGACAGUAAAAGAUGCUGGACCUGAGCGCCCAGGUCACCAGCAGCCUGGUGCCCUUCCCAGGAGUGACCAUCCAGGCUCUCGGCGAGGAUGAGAUCGUCCUGGACUCUGUGCUGCAGGGGAAGUUCACAGUCGGGCGUGGCGGGGUGGCCUGGCUGUCCUGCGGCCCCCAGCUGGAGGUGGUCGAUGCGGCCACAGGGGUGCGUCUGUCUGCCUACUGCUUCAGCGGGGAAGGGGACCAUCCACCCAACAUCCUCGCUGCCCGGGACUUCAGCUGGCUCAAAAGGUCAGGGCUGCUGGUCGGUCUGGAGGAGGUCGAGGGCAGCAUGCUGUGUCUCUACGACCUCGGACUGUCCCGGGUCGUCAAGGCCGUGGUCAUACCGGGCCGGAUCACCUCCAUCGAGCCGCUGGUGAGCUACGGGGGGGCCAGCACCACCACCCAGCACCUCCACCAGAGCCUGCGCUGGUUCUUUGGGAUCGCCGCCGUGGUCACGGACCUGGGUCAUGUUCUGCUGGUGGACCUGUGUCUGGACGACCUGUCCUGCAGUCAGAGUGAACUGGAGGCCUCGGACCUGGAGGUGGUGACCAAGUCCCCGGCGGAGAUCCCCCGGCUGAGGGAGGCCAGCAGCAGGCAGGGGCGCCACCUGUGUCUGCAGCUCAGUGGGCCCAGUGGCACCAAGGCCACAGCCCUGCAGUACAUCUCCAGGACCAACCAGGUCGCCGUGGGCUUCGCCGAUGGAUACCUGCAGCUGUGGAACAUGAAGACACUGAAGAAGGAGUACCAUUCCCAGUUGGAAGCAGGACAAGUGCCCGUCUAUGCGUUCACCUUCCAGGAACCAGAAAACGACCCCAGGAACUGUUGCUAUCUCUGGGCAGUCCAGUCGGCGCAGGAGCUUGAGGGUGACGUGGUGAGCCUUCAUUUGCUGCAGCUGGCCUUCAGUGAGAGGAAAUGCAUGGCAUCUGGAAAGAUUCUCUAUGAGGGUCUGGAGUACUGCGAGGAGCGCUACAGCCAGGAUGUCAGUGGUACGGCCUUCCCCCUGAGGGCCCAGGCCACCAACACGCGCCUGCUGAGCUGUCAGACCAUCGAGAAGUUCAGACCCCACCCCGACCGGGACGACAGCAUGAACGAGGCUGCGUCCCCGGACACCAGCGUCUCCAUCUUCAGCUGGCAGGUGAAGGCCUACGGUCAGGGGAAGCCCACCACCUGCAUCGGGGUCUUUGACAUCAACCGCUGGUACCACGCCCAGAUGCCCGACUCCCUGAGAGCGGGAGAGACUCUCCACAGCUGUCCCUACUUCGCUGUGUGGUCUCUGGACCCGGUGGUGGAGAUGGUCUCCCCUCGCCCCCUGCUGGACGUCGUGGUGCAUGACCGCAGCCUGAGCAGAGGCCUGCCCUGCACCUGGCCCCCCCCAGAGCAGUUCUUCAACCCCACUACAUACAACUUCGAUGCCACCUGCUUGCUGAACUCUGGAGUCGUUCACCUAACCUGCUCAGGGCAUCAGAAAGAGACCCUGAGUUUCCUGAAGAAGGCCGUGCCCUGCUCCAGCGACUUCAUCUGCAGCAGCUACACCCGCUGCCUGAUGUCCGGCCUGCUGUCGUCCCGCCUGGCCGACCGCCACCUCGCCGCUCCCUCCCAGGAGGAACAGCUGGAUGCCAUCCUGUGGACGGCGGUGGAGACCAGCUCUCUGGGCCUCAUCACGGGCUGCAUCAAGCAGUGGACGGCCGAGGAGCAACCGGGCUCCGCUCUGAACCUGCGCUUCAUCCUGGAGUGGGCCUGGAACAAGGUGGUCAGCACCAAGGAGGAGCUGGACGGCAUCUGUGCGCCCCUGUUCGACAGCUCCUCCAACUUCACGGACCCCCAGACGCUGCAGCUGCUGCAGCACAGCCAGAGGCUCCUGGGGAACCUCAGCGCCAUCUUCCACUGCCUGCUGAGCGAGGCCCAGGAGCUCACCCAGAGAGGGCUGGUCGGGCUGAUGAACAAGAACCUGGUGUCCAGCCUGAUCUCCCAGUACGCCCAGGUGGUGCUGUGGUUCUGCCGCACCGGCCUCCUGCCCGAGGGAUCCGACGAAGACGCCCUCCAGAUCUCCAGGCCCUUCUACACCCACGGAGUCAUCAGCAGCUACUACACCAUCCGCAGGGAGGACCUCACCCGGCUGGCCAAGGGCAAGUGGUGCGCGGACUGCUUGAUGAUUGACGGCUUGGUUAGCCAAUGCGGCGAGCGGCUGGUCAACCUGUGGAAGAGGGAUGACGGCGGAACCGGGCAGUACCCGCCUCCAACGCUGCAUGCCCUGCUGGACAUAUAUCUCCUGGAGGAUAUGGACGAAGCUGCCAAACACGCCAUUGUGAUCUACCUGCUGCUGGAUGUCAUGUACUCCUUCCCCAACAAAGGGGGGGCCUCCGUAGAGUCCUUCCCCACCGCCUUCGCCCUCCCCAUCGGCCUGGUCAAACUGGUCCAGGGCCUCUGGCUGCUUGACCACCACGACCACCAGAGCUCGGUGGAGCUGCUCCUGCACCCAACUACCUCCCAGUGCCACUUCCCCUGGCAGCACGAGAGGGUCCUGCAGGCCCUGAUGUGCCAGGGCCAGCACGCCGUGGCCCUCCGCUACCUCCACGUCACCAAGCCCCCGCUGUCCUCCAGCGCCCAGGCCAAGCUCUGCCUCUCUGUGCUGCUGCACAACCGGUGCCUUGUGGAGGCGCUGUCCAUGCUGCGGCAGCACUCCACACGCCUCAGCAUGGAGCAGCUGCUGGCCUUCCUGUACGAGAGCUGCCAGGAGCUGGGCCUCAUCAAGGAGCUGCUGAGGCUGCCCCUCAGCCCCACCGAGCAGGAGUGUUUGGAGAGGUUCCUGCAGGGUAUGGGCGGUCUGCAGAACAGAGAGCUGCUCAUGGUCCACUACCUGCAGCAGGCCAACUACAUCCCCGCCCUGCAGCUCAACCAGGGCUUGAAGACCAACCUGAUGAACGAGAGGGACCCCAAGGUGAAGGAGCGCUCCAACAGUAGGAACGCUCUCCUGGACCAAUACUGGAAGGUUCUGCCCCGAGUGCAGAGACGGAUGGCCAUGGAGAGGGCCAAGCCCUACAGCCACCCUGCCACCAGCCACCGAGAAGUGAACCGGCCCCAGCCGCUGUCCAGCAUGGCCAAGCGCUCGGCCAACGACAAGGUGAUGUCCAGGGCUGGCUUCAUCAGCAACGUGCUCACCAAGAUCGAGGAGGUGUGGCUCGGCAAAGGGGCCACGCCCACCAGCUCGCCGUUGAGGAGCCCCAGGGCCUCUGAGUCCCUGAGCGCCAGUCCCAAGCCCUGCUCCCGCACCCUUAGUGAUCCAUUCCUGGGAACUCCCAUCGCCGUGACCGCCAGGAGAAAGUCCAGGCUGGUCGACCUGGUGGUCCGUCCCUCAAGCCAGACCCCCGGGUCCCUCCUCAGCCCCGUCAGGGCCCCUGGCUCUCAGGGGGUCCCCCCUCGAAGCAUCGCCCGGGCCCCUGAGCUCAGCCUGCUGCACACGCCGCAGGUGGUCAAGCGUGCGCGGGCUCUGGUGGCGUCGGGCAGCGUGUUCUCGGCCUUCACACCCCACUCCAUCCUGCGCAGCAGCCUGCGGCCCACGCCCGUGGCCACGCCCUCGGCCUCACCCGGCCGCUCCGUCACCCCCCCGCUCCGCGGCGCCAAGGAGAGCCGCAUCGCCUUCAUCGAGCGGACGUCCUCUCCCGAGAUGAGGAAGGGGCCGGCCCCCUGGAGCAACGGGACGGCGGCUGACAGUGAAAUCAGCCUGUUGACGCGCGGCUCCCCGCUGCCCGGCGGCCCCCUGAAGCCCUGGGCCUCCCGGGCUGAAGGGGGCGCCGGGGAGACGACCCCGCGGGUCACGUUCAUGCCCCCGGCGGGCGGGGUCCCCUCGCCUCAGCUCCGGGGCUCGGACAGCGACGCGUCCUCCCUCGAGGAGCUCCCGGAGAGCCGGGGCGUGCUGUCGCUGUCGCUGCCGCCGGGGGCGCUGCCAGGGCGGCUGAGCCUGGGUCUGGAGACCAGCCUGACCUCCGUCCUGUCGUCGGACUCCACCCUCGAGUUCCACGACGCACCCCUCGGAGAAGAUCGGGAGGAGGAGGACGUACUAGUGGUGAGCAUCAAAACACCCCAAGAUGGAGAGACAGAGAAGUCCGUCGCCUCCACUGACGACGAGGAGGAGGAGGAGGAGGAGGAAGAGGACAUACUCGUGGUGAGCCUCAAAACACCACAAGAUGGAGAGACUGAGAAGUCUGUCGCCUCCACUGACGAGGAGGAGGAGAAGGUGGAGGAAGUGGUGGUGGAUGAGGAGGAGGAACAGCAAAAGAGUGAAGAGGAUGCCCAGGGAGAGAUGGUAUCUCAAGAAGAUGAGAAAACGGUUAGCCCUCGACAAGCACAAGGGGCGGUGGAGGAAGAGGUUCUAGAAACGCGCCUGGAGGAGGAGGAGGAGGAGGAGGAGGAUGGCGGCGGCGGGGCGGCUGGUCAGCAGGACAUGGUAAUCGACAUGGACUUGGAAACAUGUCACAUCAAAGUGGAGGAGGUUCUGCGUCCGGCCGCAGAUCAGGGAACGGUUGACGCCGUGGUCUGUGACGCCCGUGUAGAAGAUCUGGACCGGACGGAGAAGACCUUUGAGUAUUCUGAGUUCACCGAACACCUGGAAGUAACACAAGCCAGCGAACCCCAGCAUGAGCCCACAGAGCUGCUGGAACCCACUACAGAUCUCACAGAGUUCGUCGACCGCAAUCUAUUCGGUGACAACCUGUCAUCUCCCCUGCUGACACGUUCUGGUAUCCACGAGACGCCAGAGCACUGGAGCUCCUUCACCAGUGACGAUGUGCUCCCGGAAGAGAAGGAGCCUGCUGCUGACGUCCCCACGCUGAGCAGCCAGAAGUCUGUGACCUCCAUCACAUCCUCAGAGCUGUCGGGCAGUGAAUCACAUUCUGUGGUGAGUCUGAACGACACGGAGGAGCUCUCCAGCGCUGCCUCAGAGGAGGAGGAGGAGGAGGAGGAGGGGUCGGAAGAGUCUGAGGAAGAAAAGGAGGAGGAAGAGGAGGACUCGGGCAGCGAGGUGGAGAUCAUUGAAGAGGUUCAGGGCAACAGGCCCAUGCUCUCCCUCCAGCCCGGACCCCCUGCCCCUCUCUUUGAGGAGGAAGGACUUCCCCACUUCCUGGGCGGGCCUACAGAGGACCUCUCGCUGGUCCCUUCCGAGGCUGAGCUGAAGAUGGUGGCUGACGGAGAGGUGGUGAUGGUGAGGCUUGGGGGACUCGACGGGGCCGACGCAGUGGACGCCGGGACCUUGACGGAGCUCAAACCCUCCGCCACACUGCUGGUGCCCCUGGAGCUGGUGGAGGGACACGAGCACAGCCUGGUGGACGGGGCCCAGGUCGGCCUCACCGUGCUGGGGAAGGAGAGCGAGGCGGACAGCCCCACCUCUGGAGCUCACAGCGGCUUCUCCCUCAUGCUGGAGGUGGAGGACAUGGACUCUGACGCUGACACGCUGCCACUGGAGAGCCACCAGAACGCCCUGGAGCUCGCAGUACAAGGGAUCACUGAUCAACUCACUGCCCCGCCGGAAGACCUUCUCCAAGACAUGAGUGAGUCUCAGGGCCCGCUCCACCUUCUGAUGGAGGAAGACUCAGUGGUGGAGGCUGAGGCUUCACAGGUGGAGGAGGCUGAGACUCCAGAGGUGGUGGAGGCUGAGGCUCCAGAGGUGGAGGCUGAGGCUCCAGAGGUGGAGGAGGCUGACGCUCCAGAGGUGGUGGAGGCUGAGGCUCCAGAGGUGGUGGAGGCUGAGGCUCCAGAGGUGGUGGAGGCUGAGACUCCAGAGGUGGUGGAGGCUGAGGCUCCAGAGGUGCCAGAGGUGGUGGAGGCUGAGGCUCCAGAGGUGGUGGAGGCUGAGGCUCCAGAGGUGGUGGAGGCUGAGGCUCCAGAGGUGGUGGAGGCUGAGGCUCCAGAGGUGGUGGAGGCUGAGGCUCCAGAGGUGGUGGAGGCUGAGGCUCCAGAGGUGAUGGAGGCUGAGGCUCCAGAGGUGGUGGAGGCUGAGGCCCCACUGGUGGAAGCUGCAGAUCCAGUCCUGCAGGCAGCAGAUCCAGUGGAGGUAACAGAGCCAGUGCUGGAGGCUGAAGUCCCCGUGCUGGAGGCUGAAGACUCAGAGGAGGAGGCAGCAGACCUAGGGCUGGAGGCUGAAGACUUAGAGGAGGAGGCUGAAGACUCAGAGGAGGAGGCAGCAGACCUAGGGCUGGAGGCUGAAGACUCAGAGGAGGAGGCAGCAGACCUAGGGUUGGAGGCUGAAGACCCCGUGGCAGAAGAAGACAUCCAGGAUUCGAUGGAGAGGGAUUGCCUGAUGGAGCCGGAGGAACAGAGUCCUCAGCCCGACUUGUCUGCUUCCUUCUCACCUCACUACAUGGCAUCACACAAUGUGUAUGAAGAGGGUGCAGAAGAAGAAGUGAGUCAACUGUUCACUACAGAGCUCGGUUCCGAGGAGGAUCCGGAGUCUGACACCGUCUCACUGGCUUUUACAAACCGGAAGGUAGAGGCCGGCAGGUUCACCGCACUGGAGGCGAUGAUGGAAGACACAACGCACGCACCUUCUGAGGACACUUUGGCCGAUGACGGAAUGGUCAAAGAUCUCGAAGAGACCAUCCCUGAGGGAAGUCUGCCCGAGCAGACGGAUGGUGAUGUAGAGGUUCCGCCGGUAUUCCAGAACACGGAGACCGUGGCCACGCUUGAGGAAGAGCGAGAGCAGGUCGACCCAGAAGAGAACACGGUGGAGGGAGCCGAAGAGUUCCACAAGCUGCAGGAGGAGAGCCGGAGGAGGUCCAGGAAGAGGGGGUCUGAGGAUCAAGGAGGCAAGGACGGCCAUGUCAGGCAGGUCUUCAGCUCAGAAGACCCGGCUGACCCAGAGCCCUCUUCUGAGGAACCCGCGGUGAAGAAAGCCCCCGCCACGCCCACACGUAGGGCCACCAGGGGGCGCAAGACGGUCUCCUGGACCGCUCCCCCCCCAGAGGUGGUGCAAGAGGAGGAGGAGGAGGACGACGUGUCGAUGACUUCCCUUCGCAGCGGUACCAGAGUCAGAAGACAAAGCGCAAUAUCCCAGCAUCCAGCCAACACGCCGCGACGAAGCGCCCGUAAGACCCCCACACGGCCCCCCAUCGAGAAGGAGGUGGAGGUGGUGGAGGAGGAGGGAGUGGCCAGAGAGGAGCUCGUGAACAAUGACCUCAUCGCCCCAAAGGCCACCCCGGCCAAACGCCGCACGCCCCAGAAGGCCAGUCCGUCGAGGGUCGGCCGCAAGUCCCGCGGCCGCGCCCUGGAGGAGGUGGAGGAGGUGGAGGAGGCGCCGGAAGAGACGGUGAAUAACGUCCACCACGAGGACGAGAGCCGCGCCAAGGGCCCCCCGCCGGCCAAACGCCGGACCAGGCAGGGCGCCACGCCCACACGAGCCAGCCGCCGGAAGAGCAGCGUAGGGGAGGCGGAGCCACCGGAGGAGGAGCCACAGGAGGCGGAGCCACCGGCGGAGGAGCAGGGGGCCACGAGCUUCACCCGGAUCUCCAGGAUCCGCUAUUCUGAAGCCCGGACGGUCCUGCUGGAGGUGGAGGAGGAGGAGGAGGAGGAGGCGGUGAAGAAGGCGGCGGCCUCCUCCAGCCCGUCUAGAGGGACGCGGGCGUCCAGCCGGGCCAGCCUCAGCGCCCCGCCCCAGGUGAAGCCUGUGAGCCAAGCCAGAGCGAGGGGGCGGAGCUCCGCGGCCAAACCCCUGGAGGCCGACGCCCAGCCCGGCGAGGCCCCGCCCACCCCCGGCUCCCGCAGGCUGACCCGGAGCCGGCUCUGGGAGCAGGCGGAGGAGGACCUGCCCUUCCUGGACCCGCCCCUGGAGGUGGACUCCCAGACCCCCGUGGCCGACGCCCUCAUCAAGAGGCUGCAGGACGAGGAGGAGCAGGAAGCAGGAGGUGCUGCCGGUAAGAGGAGGGCGAGCGCCAGCAGGAGGAGAACCAAGGCGUCGGUGGAGCGCGACCCCUCCCCCGCCGCGGCUACGGACCCCCACCCGGACCCCGAGCCCGAGAAGGACGCCGCCAAACACUCAUUCAUCUACUCGCCCUCACGCAGGAGAACCAGGAACAACAGAGGCGGUUCUCCCAUCCUGAGUGAGGCGGACCUUCCUGUGAACAGACGCCAAAGCCAUGCUGCUCCUAACCCUGCCCAGAACAAAGAUGAAGCCGUAACCACGGCAACCGUUAAAAAGUCCAGAACGGCGAUCAAAUCAUCAGCCAAGUCUAAGGCGGUGUUGGUGCCCCUAGCGUUGGUGGAGCUGAUCUCCCCCCUGCCCAGCCCGGCCGCCGCCGCGCCCCCCGCCCAGAGGCGGCCCGGGGAGCCCGCCGCCGCCACCGGCGUGGGCGUGAACCAGCGGCGCAAACGCAUCAUGGAGGCCGUCUUCACCAAACCCGUCACCCGCAGGAAAAAACUCUGAGGGUGACGAAGGACUCAAACCUCAAACCACCGUCUGUACACGCCAAUCCUCUCUCUGGGUCCAUCGCUCCACGCGCCCCCCCCCCCCGCCUCAGUGGUCACUUCCUGUCUGCUCCUACGGUCACUUCCUGUCUGCUCCCCGUUCACUUCCUGUCUGUGACCGGGUUGGGAGACCUUCAGCUUAGGGAGGAGGGAGAACUGAACCGUGCUUUUAAAGUAUUAUUUCUCCUGGAAAACGUUUCGGUUUCGUUUUGCAUAUUUUCCCAUAUUCACUUAGUUUCAGAAUCUCUGGCGCACGUAUUUAGUGGCUGUGUGGCUGCAUAAUAAGCGAACCACACUCAGUGUUUAUCUUUUAACAGACCUCUGUGACCUUUACCCUCCCAGCAUUCGAUUUCUUUUAACGUGUGUUCAAGGCCUGGUUUCUUUCUCUUUUUUCAGAGAAGCAGUGAAAACCGCUUUCACGCAUAAUUGUGUUAAUAGCAUUAAGGUCUAAUAAAAGUCAAUAUUAAAUAAAUCCAUAAGGACUUGUUUAUUCUGAUCGUUUGAAGUGUUUUUAAAUGCAUCUAAAUGACCUAUGUCAGUCUUAAUAAAAGUUUACAGUUUAAUGCUCUGUGAAUCAUAGAUUGGAUUGGGACUGUCACGUGUUGUAUGAAAAAAGACUUGCACAGUAAUUGGCGUGUUUAUAGGCUUGUUUUGGGAUGUGUUGGUUUCUUUGUAAUAAAUUCCUGGGCCACUGAAACAUAUAGGCUAUUUUCCGAUGAAUGUAUGUAGAAUGACUUAUUUUCCUGACGACUGAUCUUUGAUAAAUAUGGUAAUGCUUGAAGUUC
Messenger RNA from Gadus morhua (Atlantic cod), 9484 nucleotides. It is a transcript of the gene ahctf1, whose product is annotated as AT hook containing transcription factor 1. The record is from RefSeq and is a predicted model, not a curated record. NCBI's taxonomy places the organism in Eukaryota, Metazoa, Chordata, Actinopteri, Gadiformes, Gadidae. Bases 226 to 8658 code for a protein of 2810 amino acids. The transcript is spliced from 40 exons.